AUGCGGUACCAAUCGCACGGAGAAUCACACAGAUGCCUGGCCUGCUUGCUCCGCCUGUCCUCGUCUUCAUUUGAUACGCAGCUUGAUGUCCAGGGCCAAACUUCCAGACAUGGCUUCCUGGCGGCGUGCAUGAUCCAGCGCAUAGAAACGCACAAGAAACGAAUGGCACAGCAUGGGGCCUUGGGAUUUCAACAUGUAUUGAGGAUCAAACCGAUCGACGUGCGUCGAACGGAUUUGACUGUGCAAUAUGGAGUGCCUUUAAGAAGUUUUGCAAAGAACUCCAGUGACGGCAUGUUCAUUGCAUUCCAUGCUCUGGAUCUCGCGAGAGGUUGCAGCUCACUUUUCUUGUUUGAUAGAAACCAAAAGCUGCAAGGGAUCUGUCAAUACAACAAUCUCCAGCGCCCAGUCUUACUGUGA
Molecule: messenger RNA, 417 nt
Organism: Cladocopium goreaui
Lineage: Eukaryota; Dinophyceae; Suessiales; Symbiodiniaceae
Source: the annotation of a GenBank genome assembly